UGACGCUCAUAUUAAUGCACUUAUAUUUACCUUGCAUUCAAACGCUCAAAUGAUUAAGACGCUUACUUUGUUAAAAUGGCUGACAGACUCACACAGCUGCAAGAUGCUGUGAAUCAGCUUGCUGAUCAAUUCUGUAACAGCGUAGGAAUUCUUCAGCAGUGUUCGCCACCUAGUACAUUUGCUGGUUUUGAGAAACAACUUGGAAAGUCACCAACUGAUACACAAGAAGAUUACGCUGCCAUUUUUGCCAAACUUAUUGCCAGAACCGCUAAAGACAUAGAUGUCCUGAUUGAGUCGCUGCCUAUUGAGGACUCGUCUCUGGAACUACAGGUUGCAACUUUAAAGUUAUUAGAAGCGGAAAAUCAAGACACAGCCAAAAAUUUGGAAGAUAUAGUGAGUAAAGGAGAAGGACUUUUGGAGCAAAUACAAAGUGCACUUAGAGACAUCGCCCAGUGUCAGCUACAGUGUCAGGCCAUGGAGUCCAACUCCUGAUGUCACUGAAAAUGUCAGCUCAACACAAGUGUCAGUUAAAAAACCUAAACUGUUGGAAAUCAUCUGACAUCACUAGACAUCUCAGUGUCGGAUAAAAUGUCAUCUUGACACCUCAUCGUCAGAUAAAAUGUCAACUUGACACCUCAUCGUCAGAUAAAAUGUCAACUUGACACCUCAUCGUCAGAUAAAAUGUCAACUCGCCACAUCAUCGUCAGAUAAAAUGUCAUCUCGACACAUCAUCGUCAGAUAAAAUGUCAACUCGACACAUCAUCGUCAGAUAAAAUGUCAACUUGACACAUCAUCGUCAGAUAAGAUGUCAUCUUGACACAUCAUCGUCAGAUAAAAUGUCAUCUUGACACCUCAUCGUCAGAUAAGAUGUCAACUCGACACAUCAUCGUCCGAUAAAAUGUCAACUCGACACAUCAGCGUCAGAUAAAAUGUCAUCUGGACACAUCAUCGUCAGAUAAAAUGUCAUCUUGACACCUCAUCGUCAGAUAAAAUGUCAACUUGACACCUCAUCGUCAAAUAAAAUGUCAACUCGACACCUCAUCGUCAGAUAAAAUGUCAUCUUGACACCUCAUCGUCUGAUAAAAUGUCAACUCGACACCUCAUCGUCUGAUAAAAUGUCAACUCGACACCUCAACGUCUGAUAAAAUGUCAACUUGCCACAUCAUCGUCAGAUAAAAUGUCAGCAGAUAUCUCAGUGUCAGAAACUAUCUGAAUUCCUUGGCAUUUGGUGUCAGUUAUAAUGUCAGCCAAUAUCUUGGUGUCAAAGAAAAUGUCAACUUGACACCUCCACAUCAGUUACAAUGUCAACAUGAAAUACUGCCGUAUCAAACUGUUGAGCCAGAGUUUAGCCAAAACAGACAGUUGAUAGAAAACUGUUAAUAAAUGGUGUGUCAGUGUUUAGAUACUUCAGGGAGAUCAGGGGUGGAAUUACAACAGGCGGGAACCUGAAUCCACGGGCCCUGUUAACAUUGUACUGGUCCAAAACAUCGAUCAAGUGCUCAAGGUUACAUACGUAUAUGUCAGUAGAAAAUUAAUUCUAUGUAACUUAAAUGUUAAAUGUUAAGAGUGCUGUAACUUUCCAUCUUGUGAUUAAUUUACAAAGUGUACCUAGUAUUCAUUAAAUGUUUGUAGAAACUUC
Messenger RNA from Pecten maximus, 1639 nucleotides. Its product is annotated as mediator of RNA polymerase II transcription subunit 21-like. The transcript is spliced from 4 exons. Gene Ontology annotation, biological process: regulation of transcription by RNA polymerase II. Gene Ontology annotation, molecular function: transcription coregulator activity. Gene Ontology annotation, cellular component: mediator complex. The record is from RefSeq and is a predicted model, not a curated record. NCBI's taxonomy places the organism in Eukaryota, Metazoa, Mollusca, Bivalvia, Pectinida, Pectinidae. Bases 76 to 492 code for a protein of 138 amino acids.